AUGACUUGGCCUGCAGCCCAACAGUUCUGCAGAGAGAACUAUGAUGACCUGGCCACAUUCACCAACAUGGACGACAUCCGCAGAGUCACCAGACCCUCUGACUACAUCUACGCCUGGAUCGGACUGAUCGAUGACCUCACUUCAUGGUCACGAGUCAUGAGUGCUAAGUCAAACUCUUGGAGGCGGUCAUCCACUGACAGCACCAGUCCUGGAGGGUUCCAGGCCCCGUGGGAAAAGGGGGAGCCAAACUUCCACAUGGCAGCAGAGACAUGUCUGAUGAUGAGGAAUGGACUGUGGCUUGAUGCCAACUGUCAGUCCAAUAACGUCAACUUUGCUGUCUGUGUCAACGGAUCAAAAGACUUCAUUUUGGUGCAGUCAUAUCACACUUGGAGCGGAGCCCGGGACUUCUGCAGAAAGCGCUAUGUGGACCUUGCUGUCAUUGAAGAUGCAUCACAAUUGACUCGAGUGAUAAACCUGAUUGCUCACCACUGGGUGUGGAUCGGCUUCUACAGACAACCCUUCCUCUGGUCUGACAACCGGAUCACUCACUUCACAAACUGGAUCAAUGGAGAACCAGACAACAAACAGAAUAGAGAGCACUGCACUGUGGAAAGUUCUCUUCCAGAACAUCCCUGGUUGGAUGCAACAUGUGAAUCUAUUCAAAACGUGAUCUGUCAAAGAGGUAAGUUGUGUGCUUAG
Knipowitschia caucasica is the source of this 699-nucleotide messenger RNA. Lineage: Eukaryota; Metazoa; Chordata; Actinopteri; Gobiiformes; Gobiidae. The record is from the annotation of a GenBank genome assembly.